AUGGCAGUUGAUGGGUGCCUGCAAGGUGACACUCCUCUGGUCAUGGGUGACUUCAAUGUGACCACUGUCACUAACAGGGCUGGCUAUGAGGAUUAUGUCGAUUCCCAUGGAUCCUGCUUAGGUCCAGUAAGCUACCACCUACGAGGAGCAAUGAAGCUGGACCUGGCCAGACUGCAAGAUCAGGCAGUUUCUAAUGAGUAUGCAAGCAGUUUGCGAGAGGAACUUGCAGACUUGGGUGCAACUGCUGAUCCUAAGGUGAUGUUGGAGACCUUCCGUGAGAAAACCCUGAAGGUUGCUGAGGCAUUAGACUCAGUUGAUCGAGCUGCCCUGUGGGGCAUCCAGAGACUUUGUUGGAUCCUCAUGAAGGUCCUGGAUAUCAUGGCUAGCCUGUACACUGGUGCUGUGAGUGCUGCGCAGAGUGGAGGGAAAGCAUCUGGGUUUUUCCCAGGUGAUUCUGGGGUUCAUCAGAUUGGCAUGUCAGAGGACAAGGACUACAAAGAGUUUGAUCUUAGCAUCAUUUUGGAAGGCAAGAUUGGAGUUGACCUUGUCUCACUUGCACCUUUUGACUUUGAUCAACUCAUUUUAGACACUGGACCUUUGCCUGAAGAAGAAUCUCCUCUUUCGAAAAUGAAAUACUGUAGCUUGGUCGUUCUGUUCCUGUGUGGUGUCAGAUACUGCAACGCAAUUCACUGGCUCGGCCUUACAGUAAACGGUAGCUCAGUUGGCUGGAAUCAGACACACCACUGCAAGCUGCUGGACGGACUAGUCCCAGACCAAUUACAACUUUGCAGGAGAAAUCUGGAGAUGAUGCACAGUAUUGUACACGCUGCAAAAGUUACCAAAACGACUUGCCAGAAAACCUUCUCGGAUAUGAGGUGGAACUGCUCCUCAAUUGAAGACGCCCCUUUUUUCACCCCAGACCUAGCGAAAGGUACCAGAGAGUCAGCUGUGGUGUUCGCGUUGGCAGCCGCCGCGGUCAGCCACUCCAUCGCCAGGUCUUGCGCCUCAGGUGACCUGCCAGGCUGCUCCUGUGGCCCCGCGCCUGCCGAGCAGCCAGGACCCGACUUCCGAUGGGGCGGCUGCGGGGACAAUCUUCGCUACGGCCUACAGAUGGGCGCUGCAUUCGUUGACGCCCCAAUGAAAAACAGUCGUUCAGGAUCGCAGGCCGCUAAGCUAAUGAACCUGCACAACAACGCAGUUGGCAGACAGGUUCUGAUAGAUUCCAUGGAAACCAAAUGCAAAUGCCAUGGCGUCUCUGGCUCAUGCUCUGUGAAAACUUGUUGGAAAGGACUGCAGGACAUGCAUGACAUCGCAGCUGAACUCAAAUCCAAAUACCUAGCAGCCACCAAAGUGAUUCACCGGCACGUUGGGACUAGAAAGCAGUUGGUUCCGAAAGAGAUGGACGUGCGACCCGUGCGAGACACUGAGCUGGUGUACCUGGUUAGCUCCCCUGACUACUGCACACGCAAUGAGAAGCAGGGCUCCUAUGGAACACAAGAUAGACAGUGCAAUAAAACCUCCAAUGGCAGUGAUAGCUGUAAUCUCAUGUGCUGUGGCCGUGGAUAUAACGCCUAUACAGAGAAGGUGGCCGAGAGAUGCCAGUGCAAAUAUCACUGGUGCUGUUAUGUCACAUGUAAAAAAUGUGAAAGAACAGUGGAGAGAUAUGUGUGCAAAUAAAGAUGAGAUCUGCACAAUCCAGGGGCAACAGGAAAGCACUAUAUGGCAGGAAAACCAAUGAGGUUUUGUUUUUUCUUGCUCCAAAGAGAGAAGGCUGUGUCAGCGGUAUGCACUCCCGGGGCAUUCCUUGAACAUUGCUGAGACUGGACAGUGGCUGCUGAUCAAACGUUAAGUCAAUAACAUGGAGCAAAAUGAUUGGCAAAGGGCAGACCCUGCAGUGCGGCCUAUUUGUACUUACUGGGAGCUCAAUUACUGUCUAAUACAGCUGACAAAUGUUCAGUGGCCAUUCGGCUUAGACAAGUCUGUGUGUCCACACAGGCAAGAUGAGGCCCGGCUUUGUCUCGAGAAAAGAAGGCACUGAUUCAGGUCAGAGACUGCAGAUGAUGGAUUGAUAGCAGUAAAAACUUCUCCUUUGAAUGAAUAAAAAGGACUGAAUGGAAACAAUGAUCUGAAUUACAAAAGGUCUCUCCCUGCCCCCAAGAUGCUAAAAACUCAGCCAGUUGUGUGGUUUUUACACCAGAAUGAAGACCUUUUUAGGCACUAGUAACCCAUUUGUUAUCCAUUAACAGAACCUUAAACAGUAAAACGUUGCUACUGUGGGUCUGUGAUAUUGGAAACAGAGGACAUAUGCUACUGGAAAUUGUUCCACUGAGCUACUGGAAAUUAUUCCAUCGACUCCACGUGUGAUCACCAAGGAACACUGGAUGUCCUGCCUAUCACGCACCAAGAGAAAACUGCGAUACUAGUGCAAUAAAAUAAUGUGAAAAGUGUACAUAAAUGAACUUAAUAUCAAUGACAAAUAAUUUAUAUUAUAUUUUAUUACCUUUUAGUGGGAUUAGAAAGACCAAAAGUCCUGUUUAUCUUGUAUAGUUAUAUUCUUCACUUACA
This is a messenger RNA of Erpetoichthys calabaricus (reedfish), 2565 nucleotides long. It is a transcript of the gene wnt11f2, whose product is annotated as wnt 11, family member 2. Gene Ontology annotation, biological process: multicellular organism development; cell fate commitment; neuron differentiation. Bases 1 to 1677 code for a protein of 558 amino acids. NCBI's taxonomy places the organism in Eukaryota, Metazoa, Chordata, Cladistia, Polypteriformes, Polypteridae. The transcript has 9 exons. Gene Ontology annotation, molecular function: cytokine activity; frizzled binding. Gene Ontology annotation, cellular component: extracellular region. The record is from RefSeq and is a predicted model, not a curated record.